CUCCACGGAACGGUUCAUCACUCGGAAAAUGCGGUUUAACUUCGAGUUUUUGUUCUAGCACAGAGUAGUGCCACGACCACGGCCACGAGCACAUCCAUAGCCAUAGCCAUAGCCAUAGCCAGAGCCAGAGCCACCUUCAGGUGUUUGGCGCCAAGCUGCCCAUUUCGUUUUGUGGCAGAGAGACAAAUUGUUUAUCUUGUGUCAAGUGCUGGGGUAGACAUUUCCACAUCCGCACCCACACGCUCGGAGGGAGCGCAACCCAUUCCAGUUCUGCCCAGGAGCCAGCCAGGCAGUCAGUCAGUCAGGCAGUGAAAGUUUGUGUCGCCAUCUCUCUGUUGGCUGGCUGUUGUGGGUGCCGUCUGUGGAGUACUUAACAAAAAACAGUAAACCUGCUCCUGCUCCCGCUUCUACUCCGGAUCGUUGUGGUGCCAUCGCUGUUGCCGCUGUUGCCACUGCUCCACGCGUGCGGUUGGGAGAGUCGAAAUCGGAUGACAUUAUCUUUCAGUGGGCUGCGGGCCGCAGGACUUUUGUGGUGGAUCCCCGUGGGGAUGGUGUUGGUGGUUGCGCUGCCUCAGCCACAGCGACAGCAGAGACUGUCUCUGCCACUGCCUCUGCAGCAUUGUUUUUGUUUGCGAGACCAAAAUUAAAAGCGAAACGAGUCCUCGCACCUUAGGCAUGCAUCUUUAAUCAGCACCGAUGAAUUUCCAUUCCACUCCGUGCCACCGUGGAUAUCCGUGCGAAAUGGUUACGGCGUAUGAAUAAGCAAUGAAAUAAGCGCUCCCAGGCAUUUGUCAUUUGGCAAAGUGAAAUUUGAAGUGACUGUGAAAAUUAAGACAAAUGCGUGCUCCUCCUCCUCCCCAGGAUUACUUUGCCCAUUAAACCAAACUCAGACGAGAAUCUAGCCCGCAGGCGAUCCCACGAAGCUCGCUCGAAUCCCAGCUAAAUUUGGACUUAACUAGUCUCUGCCGCAACAAAAGCAACAAAAGAUGGAGGCUAAAGCUGGCUUAAGUUCGCAGGAGGAAAGGUCUCUGAAAGGUUCAGAUAAACUCAAAAUGCUGGACAUUACGCGCGAUAAGCCCGUGAAGGUGGCCGUCAAAGUGGCCGUGCCUGUGAGAGAUCACCCCAAGUUCAAUUUCGUGGGCAAGCUGCUGGGACCCAAGGGAAACUCGAUGAAGCGCCUCCAGGAGGACACCAUGUGCAAGAUGGCCGUGCUGGGCCGCGGCUCGAUGCGGGACCGGCGAAAGGAGGAGGAGCUGCGCGCCAGCGGCGACAAUCGGUAUGCCCACCUCUUCGAGGACCUGCACGUGGAAAUAUCUACGUUCGCCGCCCCGGCCGAGGCUCAUGCCCGCAUCGCCUAUGCCCUGGCGGAAGUGCGUCGGUUUCUGGUUCCGGACUACCACGAUGACAUUCGCCAGGAGCAGAUGUGGGAGAUGCAAGCGCUCACGUCCACGCCAGGACUGGCCACACAGCUGGACGACUCCCAGAGCCCCACCACCAGCAACAGUACGGGCACGGGCACGGGCACGGGCACGAAUCCCAAUCCGAGCGUCAGCACUUGCCGGGGGCUGGCCGGUGGCCUGGCGGACAUGGACACAUCGAACGAUGACAAAUCGGACAAUGACAUCAGUGGCAUGGACUGCCUCUCGCCCGAUAAGCUCGACUGCUCCCCGGCCUGCGGCAGCAUCAGCAUCACGACCACCACCGAGCAUGCACACAGCCAUGCCCACGCCCACGCCCAUCCACAGCAUCAGCAGCAGCAGCAGCAGCAGCAGCAGCAGCACCACCAUCAUCAUCACCACCACGGCCAUCCUCACAGCCACGCCCACGCCCACGCCCACACCCACGCCCAUGCUCAACCGUCGCACUUCCACCAGCUCCUGCAGCAGGCCCACGGCGGAGCCAGUGCAGCGGCAGCGGCAGCCUGCGGGGAGCAUCUGUCCGGGCAGGCCACCCCGGCAGCGGCAGCGGCACUGCACACGACAGCCAUGGCAGUGGCGCUGCAGCACCAGCUGACAGCCGCCGGAAUCGGAGGACUCCUGAAGCCGGCGGCCGGGGUGGGGGCAACCAUGGCCGGUCUGCCGACCACCCAGGCCAGCGCCGCGGCCCUCCAGCUGCCCAGCUGUGGCGACGGGGAGGCAGCCGCAUCCACACUGACGCUGCUUGAGCCGCCCGGUUCCGCCCUGCUCCAUCCCGCACUGCGCAACGUCAAGACCAUCAACAUAGGUGGAGGCUUGGGACGUAAGCGCCCGUUGCUGGGCGUUCCCCGCACUGGCAUGAAUCCCACCAAGCGCACGGUGAUGAGUCUGCUGGCCAGGGCCAAGAACUCGCAGGCAUUGCACUCGGUGCGACAGCCGGUGGUGACAGCAUCCAGCUAUGCAGAGCCCUUGCAGAUGCUGGCAUCGCCCUUCAUCAUUCCGCACCACCAGGCCGUGGACCAGCACCAGCCCCUCCUGGCGCUGUCCAAGGAGAGUCUCGCCCAAGGCGUCUAACCCAUUGACCUCCUACAGCUGCGGCUGCCCACGGCUGACCACGGUACCAGUCCAUCCCGACCGCCUUCGCUGUGCCCCGCCUCCUUCUUUUAAAGAGAUCUUGAGGAUGGAUAUGGAUGCCCCCCUCCGCCAACCCUGCUAGCCAUUAAUGUACGUAUACCCCCACGUACACGAAUGACCCGCACCCGGGUCCGGGUUAUGACCGAUCUUUAGGGACUAACUGUGAACUUAUACGAACGAGAUGUGUCGCGUCUACAGUGGACACUCGUGCUCGUGCCACACGAUUUUAUUUUUUACUGAUAAUAAACGGAGCGAAUAUUUUCAAUGCGAUGUUUUAUUUCCACAGAAGAAAACAAAAACCAAAAAACCAAAAAACCAAAAAACUAAAA
Molecule: messenger RNA, 2878 nt
Organism: Drosophila guanche
Lineage: Eukaryota; Metazoa; Arthropoda; Insecta; Diptera; Drosophilidae
Product: homeobox protein abdominal-A
Exons: 8
Coding region: 987-2489 (500 amino acids)
Biological process (GO): regulation of alternative mRNA splicing, via spliceosome
Cellular component (GO): nucleus
Molecular function (GO): mRNA binding
Source: RefSeq, a predicted model, not a curated record